ACGGACAAGUAGGUUUACUGUCAAGAGUUUCGAGAGGAUUCCUUGAUAAGACAAACGUGGCCGAAUUAUAAGCUACUUGAUUUCGAGUUCAUGAAUUAAAAGUUGACACGUGAACAUACACUAAAUCUUUCAGAAUAUUUGUAAGGUAGCAAUUUCCGAAAAUAUCUUGCUUAAUAAUACAGUCUCGGAACUGCUGCAUAGCUAACGGUACGUACAGUACAUGACAUGCCGCAUCGUUUUGUCAACAAAAACGCUGAAGCAAGCAGGCUUUCAGUCCAUAAUUGGUCACUCAUUGUGGUCAUCCACAGAGGAAAUCUAAGCCAUUAGUGAGGUGCAUGUAACCGCACAGGAUGAAAACCAACCUAUGAUUACUUGGGAUUUCUAGAGAAGUGCAGAGGCAGAUUUGACACUCUCUAGGCCUCUGUGUGGACAGCCAUACUCAGUCAUAUUUAAGCUCAUCAUCAGGUUAUUGGGGCAUAUCCAAGCACACAUAAGCUCAUACCAUGCUCAUCUGCAUUCUAAUAAAGCAGUGAGAUGCAAUAACAUUAACGUUAACAUGUUCUUUUUUUAUAUUCCCAGAAAGACAGGUUAAGCACACUCAGACAAAUUUAUUUGUUAAUAGUUCUUAAAUUGUGGACUAUGUUAAACCGUUACACAUUAAUCAGAGGGGAAAUUGGUGCAGACGUCUUGAAAUUCAUCUCGCAAGUGCCAAUAAAACAAGUCCAACUCAAUGGGGAGGUUCAGAUGUCAGUCUAGUUCAGGAUUCAUUGGCCAAGCUUUGGUUAGCCUACCUAGCUGAGCCUAGCGCAGGUUCGCUUAGCAUUGGUUAGCUAGUGUAGUUAGUGACCCCUUACCUCUUACCCGCUCCUUUAAGACCCCGAAGAUGGCGUCGGUACGGUUCACGGUGACGCCCACCAAGGCAGAGGACCUCCCUGGCCUGUCGGAUACCUCACCUGACAUCAGCUCCCGGUCCAGUGGGCACGGCCAUGUACACUUUGGCUCGCGAGAGAGCGUCAACCGCAGCGACCCAAUGAGCGAGGGUUCGGGAGGGCUCAGCACCACCGCACCUGGCAACGAGACACCUGACCGCACCUACACAGAGCAAGCAGGAGAUGGUAAUGCCAAAAUGUCCAGCGUCUACAUCAACAACACUCAUGGGAUGGACGACGAUGACUUUUAUGACAAAAACCUGGCUCUGUUUGAGGAGGAGAUGGACACGAGACCCAAGGUGUCUUCCCUCCUCAACCGCCUGGCCAACUACACCAACCUGACCCAGGGGGCAAGGGAGCAUGAGGAGGCCGAGAGCAUAGGGGAGAAAAGAAAGGCCUACAAGUCUCCUCAGAUGGGCACGUUCAUGGGGGUGUACCUGCCGUGCCUGCAGAACAUAUUUGGGGUGAUACUGUUCCUCCGGCUCACCUGGGUGGUGGGAACAGCCGGGGUGCUGCAGGCCCUCUGCAUCGUCUUCAUCUGCUGCUGCUGUACUUUACUGACUGCCAUCUCAAUGAGCGCCAUCGCCACCAAUGGAGUUGUACCAGCGGGCGGUUCCUACUUCAUGAUCAGUCGCUCUCUGGGGCCGGAGUUUGGGGGGGCGGUGGGACUGUGCUUCUACCUCGGCACCACCUUCGCCGGGGCCAUGUACAUCCUGGGGGCCAUCGAGAUCCUGCUGAUGUACAUAGCCCCAAAGGCGGCCAUCUUUGUUUCCAUCGGCCCGGACGGCGAGGGAGCGGCCAUGUUGAACAACAUGAGGGUCUACGGUUCAAUCUUCCUCCUGCUGAUGGCGCUGCUGGUCUUCGUUGGGGUGAAAUACGUGAACAAGCUGGCGUCCGUCUUCCUGGCCUGCGUCAUCAUCUCUAUCUUGUCCAUCUACACCGGAGCGCUGGUCUCCGCCUUCAGCCCGCCUGUGUUCCCGGUGUGCAUGCUGGGUAACCGUACCCUGUCCGGUCACAUCCUGCGCGACAGUCCCUGUGCUAAGACCGUCCUGCUCAAAGAACCACCCGGACCUGUGGACACCAACCUCACACUCAUAGGAAACAGCACGGUGCCCCCGACCUUUGACCUCUCUCUGCCCUCCAUUGAGGCUACCACCUUGUGGCUGCAGUUCUGUGAGGGUCGUGACCUCAAUGCUUCCUGUGACGACUACUUCUUCCACAGCAAUGUCUCUGAGAUCCAUGGCAUACCUGGCCUGGCCAGUGGAGUGAUUACAGAGAACAUAUGGAGUGCUUACCUCAGUAAAGGGGACGUCCUGGAAAAAGGGGGUCUCCCUGCUCCCAGCCACGCCCACCCACCCACUAAUCGGCAGCCCUAUGUCUUCGCUGACAUCACCACCUCCUUCACGCUGUUGGUGGGAAUCUUCUUCCCCUCAGUCACAGGUAUCAUGGCCGGUUCCAACCGGUCUGGGGACCUGAGAGACGCCCAGCGCUCCAUCCCCAUAGGAACCAUCCUGGCCAUCCUCACCACCUCCCUCGUCUACCUGAGCUGUGUGGUUCUGUUUGGAGCUUGUGUUGAAGGAGUGGUGCUCAGAGACAAGUUUGGGGACUCCGUGCAAGGCAACCUAGUGGUGGGCACCUUGGCAUGGCCCUCCCCCUGGGUCAUUGUGAUUGGCUCCUUCUUCUCGACGUGUGGUGCAGGCCUCCAGUCACUGACAGGCGCUCCCCGCCUCCUCCAGGCCAUCGCCAAGGACAACAUCAUCCCUUUCCUCAGGGUGUUUGGUCAUGGAAAGGCUAAUGGAGAACCCACCUGGGCUCUGCUGCUGACUGCUGUGAUAGCUGAGCUGGGGAUCCUCAUUGCCUCUCUCGACCUGGUUGCUCCUAUCCUCUCCAUGUUCUUUCUGAUGUGUUAUCUGUUUGUCAACCUGGCCUGUGCACUGCAGACACUGCUGAGAACUCCCAACUGGAGACCACGGUUCUCCUACUACCACUGGGCCUUGUCAUUUUUGGGUAUGAUAAUCUGCUUGGCACUGAUGUUCAUAUCGUCAUGGUACUAUGCUAUUGUUGCUAUAGUGAUUGCUGGCAUGAUCUACAAGUACAUCGAAUACCACGGGGCAGAGAAGGAGUGGGGCGACGGUAUCCGCGGUCUGUCCCUCAGCGCUGCUCGCUACGCCCUCUUGAGGUUGGAGGAGGGACCACCACACACCAAAAACUGGAGACCUCAGCUGUUGGUCCUGUUGAAGUUAGAUGAAGACGCCCACAUCAAGUCUCCCCGCCUGUUGACCUUCGCGUCGCAGCUGAAGGCAGGCAAGGGCCUGACCAUCGUGGGCACCGUCAUCACCGGAAACUUCCUCAGCAGCUACGGAGAGGCCCUGGCCGCAGAACAGACUCUUAAGCACCAGAUGGACAAGGAGAAGGUGAAGGGCUUCUGCCAGUGUAUCGUGGCCAACAAGACCAGGGAGGGCAUCAGCCACAUGAUUCAGUCCAGUGGCUUAGGAGGCAUGAGACACAACACAGUAGUUAUGGGCUGGCCCCUGGCUUGGAGACAGAGUGAGGACCCACAGUCCUGGAAGACCUUUAUCAACACGGUGCGCGUUACCACGGCGGCCCACCUGGCCCUGCUCGUCCCCAAGAACAUUUCCCUGUUCCCCAGCAACAGCGAGCCGUGCACGGACGGAUACAUCGACGUGUGGUGGAUCGUCCACGAUGGAGGAAUGCUGAUGCUGCUGCCCUUCCUCCUGAGGCAACACAAGGUGUGGCGCAAGUGCGCGAUGCGGAUCUUCACGGUGGCUCAGCUGGAGGACAACUCCAUUCAGAUGAAGAAGGACCUGGCCACGUUCCUGUACCACCUCCGCAUCGAGGCUGAUGUCGAAGUGGUGGAGAUGCACAACAGUGACAUCUCGGCCUACACCUACGAGAGGACCCUAAUGAUGGAGCAGAGGUCUCAGAUGCUCAGGCAGAUGAGACUGUCCAAGUCCGACCGUGAGAAAGAGGCCCAGCUAGUGAAGGAUCGUAACUCCAUGCUCCGGCUCACCAGCAUCGGGUCAGAUGAUGACGAGGACACGGACGGAGGAGGAGCCAUGGGGGAGAAGGGUGGAGGGGGAGGAGGGAGGGAUGGAGGGAUGUCCGCUUCGGAGCACAGGCGGGUCCACAUGACCUGGACUAAGGAGAGGACCAUGCAGUACCGAGCGACGCACUCCGGUUGCAGCACGCCUGAGGGCUUCCGAGACAUGCUCAGCAUCAGACCGGACCACUCGAACGUCAGGCGGAUGCACACGGCCGUCAAGCUCAACGAGGUCAUCGUCAAUAAAUCCCAUGAUGCUCGGCUGGUCCUGCUCAACAUGCCUGGGCCACCGCGGAAUCAAGCCGGUGACGAGAACUAUAUGGAAUUUUUGGAAGUUCUAACCGAAGGAUUGGAACGUGUCCUAUUGGUCAGGGGAGGAGGAAGUGAAGUCAUCACCAUCUACUCGUGAUUGAAUCACACUAACUAGCUGCGUCAGAGAAGCAUCAAGUGGAAGGGAAUACAAGGGGUGGGGCACAUUAGCCUUGGGGGUGUGGCCCCUCCUUCAGACAGCCUUAACACUGUCUGAGAUUAGCUGCAAUUUAGCUAGACCCCUCCCACACCCCCCCAUUGUCACUCAUUUAUUCUUACGAUACCCCUUUCCACUAAAGACACGCUAUGAAAACCACCACGAUUCCUCAAGUGGAGAGUGUGUGAGAACGCCCAUAACGUGUGUGUGUUUCCAUGUGCUUGUGUCUAUGUCCAUGUUGGCGUGUGUGUGUGUGUCUGUCUCCUGUGUGUACUAGAGAUAUUAAUCUCAAUGAAACAAAAUUAUACUCUGCAUCCUGAAAAUGAUAGCCAAUAACAAGGGCCAAUAAGUAAUGUAAACCUCACACAAUAAUAUACAGAAAUUGGAUCAGGUUCCUGUGUUUAUGUCCUAAGAGGCCUCUUUUUUCCCAAUAUUGCACAACUUUAGCGUGAAAUAAGGGAAUGAGGCACCAUUUAGGACAAAGUAUAGUAUGAGCGUGUGUGGUACAGUGGACCAAUGGAUUAACUUAAACCUGUAUGGACUGCCUACAAGGUUAAAGAAAAUCUCUGUAAAAUCCAAACAUUCUAAAAUGUCUGCUUAGAAAAUUCUAGAACACCCCACAAUAGCAUGAGUGUUCUUACUAAGUUACUCAGGUUUUAGUUAUAUUAGAUGUCGAUGGACUCUAUUCCAGAAUACACAUUUGUCUAGUAUGCUCCUUGGAGUGAACCUGUGCAUACUACAUGGUAUGCUACUUUGGAUUGUUGGAAAGUGGACCAGGGGUUUAGGUUUUCAGAAGUUACCUAUCAUGAUUUAGCGUAUCAGGUAGGAAUAUAUGCAUAGAAACAGACUGAAUAGUACACGAGUGCCCAUUCUAGUCAAUGAAUAUCCGUUCUUUUCAUUUGAUUCUUAUGCAUAUAACCCUGUUCAAUGGUUGGAAUCAAGAUAGGUGAUAAACCACCCCCCUGAUGUUAAGUGGUUUAUGGGGUACGACUGUUAUAAGUGUACCUCAUGAGUUUGUCAGCUAGAGGUAGACUGAGAAUGGACCUAUUGGUUGGUGCGUGGGUAGUGAUCAGAUCUAAUUUUAAGUACCGUUUAUUUCAAAUACUGGAGCUGUUCUUGAUUGAGCUUACCUGAAAAUAGACUUGUGCCAAAAUGUGCAUAACUCAUCAAUGUGGCAGUCUUUGGGGCAGUCCGGGAAGACUGAAGCAAAAGCUUUCCUAAUUAAAUGUAAAAAGUACACAUGAAGAUGUCCUCUCCUAGUUUGCAUCUGACUGCAUGAUGGUCGGGGUGUCUGUAGAAGAUACUGUACUAGCUUGUGAUUGGAUAAAGAUGUUCAGGUGUUUUGUUUUUCACCAGCAUUCAGCACAUCGAGUCUCCCUAAUAAACAUCAAGGUUCCUAGUCUAUAUAUAAUAGUCAAUCAAAACCUGUUGCAGAAAUCAGUUGGACCGCCAAAUCGAUAUAACGCUUUGGGAAACAUUUAAGAACGGUUAACAAAGGUUAUGAGUAACGGAUUAAAGUAACAGUAAUAAACGAGUAACAGUGUCGUAGGUAGCAGUAUUAGAGAGGGAGGUUGCUACUGUUGGACCGCCAUUGUAUUGACACCGAGGUGUCGCUCCUUCAGUGUAACGGAGGGAUUGGGAGGUUAGUGUGUGAGAUUGAAUGAUUCUGUAUGUAUGAUAGAAACUAUAGGGGUGCGCCGUAGGCUUUAUACCCAAUAAGUAAACAGUGAUUUUUAUUUUAUUUGAUGAGUUAUCCUCCCUCGGGUAUCUAGCUAAGCAUUCAACCGCUAUUCUGUGAUUUGUGUGUGUGUUUGUGUCCCUCUGUGUGUGCGUCACCGCAACAUUUGGGGUGAGUCUGGCCUGAGUCCCAUCUGGCACCCUGUACCCUUAUAGUGCACUAGUUAAGGGAAUACAGGGGCAUUUUGGACCAAGUCCUGGAGGUAUUUUAUUCUGCAAAACGCUUGUCUUCGAUCUUCUCAAUGUAUUGACUUCAUUGUGCAAGGAUGGAUUCUGUUUUACUGUUUUUCCUUCCACCAAUUUUUUGCUUGUACAUAAAAACAAAGAGAAAUCCCAAGUUCUAUCUUUUUUUAAAUAGAUUAAUAUAAAAUUAAGAAAAAAAUCUUUGCCUGAGAUAAUGGGAAUAAAACCAAUUUUGAAAGAAAUUA
Esox lucius (northern pike) is the source of this 6621-nucleotide messenger RNA. RefSeq names its product solute carrier family 12 member 6. Gene Ontology annotation, molecular function: potassium:chloride symporter activity. Gene Ontology annotation, cellular component: membrane. Gene Ontology annotation, biological process: chemical synaptic transmission; chloride ion homeostasis; chloride transmembrane transport. Bases 884 to 4399 code for a protein of 1171 amino acids. NCBI's taxonomy places the organism in Eukaryota, Metazoa, Chordata, Actinopteri, Esociformes, Esocidae. The transcript is spliced from 27 exons. The record is from RefSeq and is a predicted model, not a curated record.